Melanotaenia boesemani (Boeseman's rainbowfish) is the source of this 1515-nucleotide messenger RNA. RefSeq names its product E3 SUMO-protein ligase ZBED1-like. NCBI's taxonomy places the organism in Eukaryota, Metazoa, Chordata, Actinopteri, Atheriniformes, Melanotaeniidae. Bases 1 to 1515 code for a protein of 504 amino acids. The record is from RefSeq and is a predicted model, not a curated record. Gene Ontology annotation, molecular function: protein dimerization activity. The transcript has a single exon.
AUGAUUGCCAAGGACCUACAGCCAAUAUCAAUUGUAGAGGACAGAGGAUUUAACGCAUUUGUUAAGACUCUUGAUCCACACUACAGAAUCCCAAGCCGUAAACGUAUGAUGGAAGGCACAAUUACAGACUUGUACAACAGCUGUAAAGACAACGUAAAGGCAGCUCUGCAACAUGCACAAAGUGUGGUUCUCCCAACAGAUAUGUGGACUUCGAGGACCACAGAAGCAUAUUUGACUGUAUCUUGUCAUUUCAUUGACAACUGGCAAAUGCAAGAGUUUGUUCUGGAAACUCGUUGUUUCCCUGGUCAGCACGCAGCAGACAUUAUCAGUCUAGAGCUGAAAAGAAUAACAGAUGAGUGGGCCAUAACUCAGAAGGUGAUAGCUGUUGUUACUGACAACGGUGCUAAUAUGGUUUCUGCAGUUCACAAGGCUGGGUGGAAGCACUACCCUUGCAUUGCUCACACCUUAAACCUAGUGAUAAAAGAUGGCAUAAAAGCAGUACCUGAAGUUGUUCAGCUCUUGACAAAAUGCAGUAGCAUAGUCUCCUUUUUCCACCAUAGUGCAAAAGCUACAGAGAAGCUGAAGCAGAUCCAAAAACAACUGAAGGGUGCAGAGCAUAAAUUAAUCCAAUCAGUGGAAACAAGGUGGAAUUCAGUUUUCUACAUGUUGGAGAGGUUGCACAAACAGAGGGAAGCGGUGACCACAGCCCUUUGUCUACUUGGGAAGAGCUCCCUGUGCUUAAAUGAUGAAGAGUUCUCCAUGAUCCACCUAACUGCUAAGGCCUUGAGACCCUAUGAAGAGGUGACAAGAGAGGUCUCACCAGAAGAAUAUGUCUCGGUGUCAAAAGUAAUCCCCCUUGUGUCACUACUUCACAGAGCAGCUGCAGCCACUGAGCAUCAAGGUAGCUCUCUGUCAGCAGAGUUGGGACUGCAAAUUCAAUGCAGAUUCCAUGGGAUUGAAACCUGCUACAGUCUUGCUGCAAGCACUUUCCUGGAUAUCAGGUUUAAAAACCUAGUAUUCCGUGACAAAGACAAUGUUGAAAAACAUGUCCUCCUCACUGAAAUGCAGGAAACUUAUCACCUAACCUCUGAGUCGUCUUCUGCAGGCCCACCGGCAGCUGCCUCAUCACCUGGGCCAAGCUCUGCCUCACUAGGGAGUCCUGCACCUACUUCCAGCUCUGCCCAAGUGAAAAAAGGGAUAUGGGCUGAUUUUGACUCUCAAGUUUUGGCAGCCCAACAGCACCGCACAACAGGUACUGAUGCACUUAUUGAAAUGCGUCGCUACAUGGAGGAAAAGCCAGUUCCAAGGGACCAGGACCCAUUACUUUGGUGGAAAAGCCACGAGCAAGCCUUCUCGUCCUUAAGCAGACUUGCAGCCAAGUACCUCGGAAUCACUGCUUCAUCUGUACCCUCAGAGAGGAUAUUUUCCAAGGCAGGAGAGUUAGUGAGCCAGAGAAGAAACCGACUGACGGGGGAUCAUGUCAACAUUCUGUUGUUUCUAAACAAAAACAUAUAA